This is a messenger RNA of Mytilus trossulus (common blue mussel), 965 nucleotides long. RefSeq lists its product as uncharacterized. The transcript is spliced from 4 exons. Lineage: Eukaryota; Metazoa; Mollusca; Bivalvia; Mytilida; Mytilidae. The record is from RefSeq and is a predicted model, not a curated record. Bases 19 to 876 code for a protein of 285 amino acids.
GGUUUUUUGAAAGUCAUCAUGACAGAAGAUUCUAAAACUAUUUCAAUUAGAACCCUUUUGUUAUUUCACAAAGAUGAAAAUUCUUUGCCUUUUCUUAAAGAAAAAACAAACAUUGUGCUGGACAGCGAAAGCUUCACGGAGUUAAACAAAUUUAAAAAAUAUGUAGUCAAUUAUUGUGGAAUCAAUGAAUCGGCUUGUGAAAAAGGGAUGGGGAGAAAUGUUUAUACAAAGUUAGGAAGGCAAUACAAGGAUGACAAAGGAAAAGUGGAAAACUUUUCCAUCAAUACACAACAACAAUGGGACCACGAAAAUACGUUCCUUCAAUCUGAGAGAUCAACUUUGAUAGUGAGUGUUACGCCACAGAUUGUGGUAUUUAAGAAGAAAACGCCAAUCAUCCAAAUUAUUGUAAAUAACGAUGAAACGACUACUUCUGAACAAAGAUGCCGAAAGCGAAAAACUGAGGUCCAAGACAACAAAAGUUUGCUGAAAAAAAUCAAAAUGGGAGAAACUAUCACUGAACGGACGGAUAAACAAACAUCAGAGUUAGAAGAUUUUAGACAAUUGAUCAAAGAAUGCGGAAACAGUGUUGCAGUAAACGAAAUAACAGUUGAAUGUGGGAUUUGCCAAAAGAAAUACAAAGUAGAGGCUGACAGGAGUAUUGCGUCCAAAGUUUCAUAUUUUAGACGAAAACACUUUGAUGCCUGUACCGGGAAAAGCAACUGUAAAAGUAUUUGUGAGAAAGAAAACAAUCAAAUGAAAAGUGCCAUUGCCUCAUGGUUGACACGGCCAAGCAAACAAGAUGAAACAACAGCAAAUGCAAUGUCCGAUGACUCCGAUAUCGAUACAGAUUUGAUUGUUACACCUUCUGACGGGUAAAAUCUAAAUUCACAUUUAUGACUUUAUCAAUUACAUGACUUUGUAAUUUUGUUGAAUUAUUCUAUGAUUAAUAAAUUAUAAUUAACACC